Messenger RNA from Cynocephalus volans (Philippine flying lemur), 1254 nucleotides. It is a transcript of the gene NPC2, whose product is annotated as NPC intracellular cholesterol transporter 2. The transcript has 4 exons. The coding region runs from base 55 to 504 and encodes 149 amino acids. The record is from RefSeq and is a predicted model, not a curated record. Gene Ontology annotation, biological process: cholesterol efflux; intracellular cholesterol transport. NCBI's taxonomy places the organism in Eukaryota, Metazoa, Chordata, Mammalia, Dermoptera, Cynocephalidae. Gene Ontology annotation, molecular function: cholesterol binding.
GUGACCGCCGCGUCCGCUCCUUUCUUCCUCGAGCUUGGGACCUCGUUAGCUACAAUGCGUUUCCUGGCUGCUGCGUUCCUGCUGUUGGCGCUCAGCGCCGCCGCCCAGGCCGAGCCGGUGCGGUACAAGGACUGCGGUUCUGUGGUUGGAGUUAUAAAGGAAGUGAAUGUGCGCCCAUGCCCCACCCAGCCCUGCCAGCUGAACAAAGGACAGUCGUACAGUGUCAAUGUCACUUUCACCAGCAGUAUCCAAUCCAUAAAUAGCACAGCCUUGGUGCAUGGCAUUGUGAUGGGCUUCCCAGUUCCCUUUCCCAUUCCUGAGCCCGAUGGUUGUAAGAGUGGAAUCAAUUGCCCCAUCCAAAAAGGCAAGACCUAUAGCUACCUGAAUAAACUACCGGUGAAGAGUGAAUACCCUGCUAUAAAACUGGUGGUGCAGUGGGAACUUCGGGAUGACAAAAACCAAAGUCUCUUCUGCUGGGAAAUCCCAGUACACAUCGAAGACUAAAGCUAUAUGGUGCCAGUAUGUCUAUCUGGGGGUGAGUAGGCAUGGGUGGAGGGGGGGGUGGAAGCAGAGGAGAAAUCAGACCUAAAACUAAAUCAGUGCCAUAAGAUGAAAGGACUCUCAAGACUGCUGUUUCAUGCCUCUCAACCUCCGAAAGCAUCUAGGACCUUAUUUCCUGAGAGCUCAGAACUGUUGCCUUUGUAAUAUCCUUUGUAAAAAGGUUGAAAGAAAGAAGAGAGAGGAGACUGUAGGGAUUGAUUUAAUUGUCUUCAUUGUUUUUGCUGUUAGAAUAAGGAGUGCCUGCCUAAUGAGGCAGGACCUGAAGGAGAUUGCUUAGAGAUUAUCAGAUAACUUGCCCUAGGGUUUUUGGCCCUUACAGUGGAGGAUGUGUUCCAAGCCACUUCCUUCUAGCUGGGAUAUUGCGUCUAAAGGAUGCUUAUCUAGAAGUGCCUCAUUGAGUUCAAUGCAUCUGACCAGUGAGACUCGACAGCACCUCCAGUUCUGUUGCUUCAACAAUGGUGACCAGCUCUGCAAUGGUGUCCAGCAGUUGAUCGGAGAGGAGGUGUUCUGUGGCAAAAAUUCUGAAUGGCUUGUUCUCUGGUGUCUCAUGUCUCUUUUUCUGUCUUAGGUGGUUUUCAUUAAAUGCAGCACUUGGUUAGCAGAUGUUUGAUUUUUUUUUUUUUAACAACAUUAACUUGUGACCUCUUUCUGCACCUGGAAAUGUACCUUUGAAUAAAUAAAACUUAUCAGUCA